Chinchilla lanigera (long-tailed chinchilla) is the source of this 693-nucleotide messenger RNA. Its product is annotated as major urinary protein-like. The record is from RefSeq and is a predicted model, not a curated record. NCBI's taxonomy places the organism in Eukaryota, Metazoa, Chordata, Mammalia, Rodentia, Chinchillidae. Gene Ontology annotation, molecular function: small molecule binding. The coding region runs from base 52 to 597 and encodes 181 amino acids. The transcript is spliced from 7 exons.
ACUGGGACCCACCCAGCCGCGGAGACCUACUGCCCACAACAGUGCGUCAGGAUGAAGCUGCUGCUGCUGAGCCUUGGGCUGGGCCUGGCCUGUGCCCUGCAGGACCCCGAGGAGGUGCCCGUGCAGCCGGGCUUCCGGCCUGAGGAGGUGGAGGGGCCCUGGCAGACCCUUAAGCUGGGCGCCACUGACCGGUCCGUGAUUGAGGAAGGCGGGGCCUACCGGUGCUUCAUGACCAGCAUCAGAAAUCUAGGGAACGGAAACAUGAACGUCACCUACUUCCACAGGAAUGAGCACGGGAAGUGCGUGGAGGAAUUCUUCAUUGGGGAGAAGACCGAUACCCCUGGCCUCUACACUUUCGAGUACAAAGGCAAGAACACCCUGACUUUUGUGGCCGUGGGCAGUGACUUUACCAUCAUGGACUUCCAGAAUGACAACCUGGACCUCGCGGUGGUUGAGCUGCAGGUCCGGCCUCCCUCUCUCUCCGUGAGUCCACCAGGGCAGGAGGCCUACAGCAAGCACCUGUCCAGACGCGGCAUCGGGUCUGACAACACGGAGGACCUGACUGUGCAGGCACGGUGCCCCUCCCCCGGCUCCUAGGUCCCCGAGCGCAACGGCAACUGGAACGGGUGUCUUGCGGCCUCAACUUCCAGACAGCCCCACCCCCACCCCCCAAUAAACAGGCUCUGCAUCUGC